Danio rerio (zebrafish) is the source of this 1655-nucleotide messenger RNA. The record is from RefSeq and is a predicted model, not a curated record. Lineage: Eukaryota; Metazoa; Chordata; Actinopteri; Cypriniformes; Danionidae.
CAUGCGCCGAUGGUUACGCCGGUCACUUGACGCAGAAGUAUAAACCAGGCUUAACAAGGACUAGAUGAGGGCUAAACAAGGGGGCGUGGCAGCUGGAAACAAGGAAGGAGGAACAGAGGAGCACAUGCCAGACACAAACACAGGUUAAGCCAUGUGCUCAGACACAAGUUAAACACAGACACAUUGAACAAGGAUAACACAGACACAACAUGGUACAUAGACAUAUGACAGGAAAUCCUAAUAUCAGUAAUCAAGAUUAAUCAAGAAAUCAAGAUUAGAUAUAAAUUUCCCAAACUAAUAAUGUUUAAUCUGCAAAAACCUUUGGGUUUGUGUGAUUUAAUUUGAUUGAGGUGAUAUUUUGAUAUUUGGUUUAGUCCCACUUUCCGAGUGCAUGUUGUUUAAUAAUGUUUUUGUUACAUUCCACAGUGAUUUUCUACCGUCAACAAUAAAUGAAUUCACAUUUUCACCAUGACAUCCAUGAAUACAUCAUAUCAAAUGGUGAACUUCUCCUGUUCCAUCAAUAUGACUGACUGGGAAACAGCCAUAAACCAUCUCUACACAUACUUUUACCUGAUUAUCUUCAUUCCAGGAGUGCUGAGCAACACACUGGCUCUUUGGGUGCUGUGUCGAUUUGUAAGCAAGAAGACGAAAGCCAUCAUCUUCAUGAUCAACCUGACCGUGGCUGACCUGGCUCAUGUGCUCUCCUUGCCUCUUCGAAUUCAUUACUACAUCCAACAGGACUGGCCUUUUGGCAACGAGUUAUGCCUGCUCUGCUUUUACCUGAAAUACCUAAACAUGUACGCAAGCAUUGCAUUUCUGGUCUGCAUCAGCAUUCAGCGCUGUGGUUUUCUCAUGCACCCGUUUCAUGCUAGGCGCUGGAAGUCCCGCUAUGACGUCUGCAUCAGUAUCACGGUAUGGGUUGUGGUUGGUCUCUGCUGUUCGCCCUUCAUUUUAAUGAGGAGCAAAUCGAAUUCGUCACUGGGUAACAGAAGCUGCUUCAAAGACCUGCCAAUGCGCAAGCUGAAUUUUCAGUUAGCCAUUUCUAUGAUGGCCGCCGCUGAACUCUUCGGAUUUCUUGGUCCGUUAUUCAUCAUUGGCUUCUGUAAUUACUUAAUAGAGAACUCUAUGAGACAGCGGAACAAACAGCAGCAGUCUACUAGUGACACAAGAAAGGCCUUGCGCAUGGUUAGAGUGUGCACAGGAGUUUUCCUCUUCUGCUUUGCACCCUAUCACAUCAACUUCCUCCUGUACCUGAUGGUAUCACAAAGCAUCAUAACAAACUGUGAAGCGAGUCAGGUCAUCAAACAGUUUCACCCCAUUUCUCUGUGUAUGGCAAGCCUUAACUGCUGCCUCAACCCUCUUAUCUAUUAUUUUCUGACUACUGAGUUCAAGCAGCAGCUCUCUCACCAUGGCAGCUCAGUGCUUAGAGGACGACUGAUGAGUAUGGAGAGCACAUCUUCAUAUAAGGAAUGAGUGUUGCAUAAUUUGAAAAUAUACCUGUAUAUACAUUUCUUUUUUGCUUGUGUAAAAAAAAACUGCAUUAUAAGUUGCUUUUAAACAGUGUACAAACUGAAGCCUGUAUAUUUUGGACUAUACUUUGCUUGGAAUAUACAAUUAAAAAAAAAAUAUCUGAAAUAAAUAAAUAAGUAACAAAA